Molecule: messenger RNA, 1464 nt
Organism: Quercus robur (English oak)
Lineage: Eukaryota; Viridiplantae; Streptophyta; Magnoliopsida; Fagales; Fagaceae
Product: D-aminoacyl-tRNA deacylase
Exons: 9
Coding region: 179-1138 (319 amino acids)
Biological process (GO): D-amino acid catabolic process
Molecular function (GO): D-aminoacyl-tRNA deacylase activity
Source: RefSeq, a predicted model, not a curated record
GAAUAACACUGGCACACCAAAACCAAAACCAAAACCAAAACCAAAACUGCAUACGGCAGCUAGUUUUUUUUUUCCCCUUAAAUAUAUAUACAUUUGCCCAAAAAUUGAAGAUUAGUGUUCUGUACUGUGCGCAUCUUGUAAUUGCACAAAUUUGAGAGAAACACAGAGAGAGAGAGAGAUGGUGACACUGGUGGUGGCGACGACUACGGACCCAGCAUCCAUAAACCCAGCGAAAGCGCUUCUUGCCAUGCCUGGCUGGCACCCUGGCCCCUCCUUCCAGGAGGAGGAGAACAUUAAGAGCUUCACAAAUGAAGGAGUGAGGCUAUUGCAACAUGACAAUUUCAUAGUGAACGAGGACAACUUGGACCUCCGUUGGGAACAGCUCACCGGCGAGUCUGUCCAUGAGAUCAUCUUCCUCAGCAAACACACCGCCGUUUCAAAUCGCCCAGCCCUCACCGUUCACCCCAUUGGGGUACCUCACUUGAAGGAAGGUGAUGUUCCUCCACAAGGUGGGAAGCCUGGAUGGGCGGCGCUACCCAGUCCCAGGAUAGGUCCUUGGCUCAGGCUCUUAAAGAACAUUGCUUUUUCUCAUAAUUUGGUUCCUGAGUUUGAGAUUACUUUGGAGGGUACUCACCAUGGACCGUUCACUAAUAAACCUACUAUGUUCAUUGAGAUUGGUAGUACAGAGGAGUACUGGAAAAGGCAGGAUGCAGCUCAAGUUAUUGCCCUAUUAAUUUGGGAAGGACUUGGACUUGGAGGAGGGGCUGCUGUGGGAAACUGGAGCGGGGAGAAUGAUAAGAACAAAGUUCUUCUCGGGAUAGGUGGUGGACAUUAUGCACCUCGGCAUAUGGACAUAGUUCUGAAAGAUGGUGUGUGGGUGGGCCACCUACUAUCUGGAUAUUCCUUGCCAAUGGAAGACCCAAACCUGUCAAAAGGUGAAACAAAUUCAAAAGAAAUUGGUGGGACUUGGAAAGAAUCAAUUAAAGCUUCAUUGGAGGCCACAAAAUUGGCUUUUCCUGGUGGAGAAAUUCUAGCUCAUCUUGAUCACAAGAGUUUCAAGAGCUGGCAGAAGAAUGCUAUAACAGGGUUCCUAGGUGAGCAGAACGUCAAAAUUGGCAAACCAAAUGACUUCUACUGAUUGUUCAAGAGCGGCUCUGUGAACAGCUUAAUUUUUAGAAAAGGGUUUUGUCAAUUACUUGGUGAAUUAUUAUACUCUUAUAUAUAGUUUUACAUAAUCUACAGUCUACAGAAACCACAGCUAGAAGCAUUUAGUUAAAUUUGUUGGCAUUACUUUAGCCAAAGGAAAAUUAGAUCAACGUGUAAAUUGGCAUUGCUUGGUAGUUAAAUGUAUUUCGCUAUGCCAUUUUGCAUAUUGAUUUGAUCUUGGAUAUUGUCAGGGUGGAUUACAAACUUACGGUGGUGUGAACCGUUUACAUUUAUUGAAUGAGGGGUGAAUUGAUGCUA